Loxodonta africana (African savanna elephant) is the source of this 3005-nucleotide messenger RNA. It is a transcript of the gene GOLM1, whose product is annotated as golgi membrane protein 1. The transcript is spliced from 10 exons. The coding region runs from base 157 to 1359 and encodes 400 amino acids. Lineage: Eukaryota; Metazoa; Chordata; Mammalia; Proboscidea; Elephantidae. Gene Ontology annotation, cellular component: Golgi apparatus. The record is from RefSeq and is a predicted model, not a curated record.
CGCACGGCGCGGACCCGUUCGGAGCGCGAGGCCGCCGGUGGAUAGAGAGCGCGGCGUGGCCCCGGGAGAGCGGCCCGGGGCGGCCUCGGAGCGAGGCCCCGCAGCGCCCAGCGGCCGGCAGAGCCGCGGAAAGAGAUUCUCAGCCCCGCCCUUGAGAUGAUGGGACUGGGAAACGGGCGUCGGAGCAUGAAGUCACCGCCACUCCUGCUGGCUGCCCUGGUGGCCUGUAUCGUCGUCCUGGGCUUCAACUACUGGAUUGCCAGCUCCCGGAGCGUGGAUCUCCAGACGCGCAUCAUGGAGCUGGAAGGCAGGGUCCGCAGGGCAGCUGCGGAGAGAGGCGCUGUGGAACUGAAAAAGAAUGAGUUUCAGGGAGAACUGGAGAAGCAGCGGGAACAACUGGACAAGAUCCAGUCCAGUCACAACUUCCAGCUGGAGAGCGUCAACAAGUUAUACCAGGAUGAGAAGGCGGUUUUAGUGAAUAAUAUCACUAGCGCAGAGAAGCUCAUCAGGACCCUGCAAGACCAGCUCAAGGCCCUGCAGAGGGAUUAUGGCAAGCAGCAGCAGGAUGUUCUCCAGUUUCAGAAGAACCAGACCAACCUGGAGAGGAAGUUCUCCUAUGACCUGAACCAGUGCAUCAGUCAGAUGAAGGAGGUGAAAGAGCAGUGUGAAGAGCAGAUAGACGAAAUCAUCAAAAGGGGGAACGAAGCCAUAGCUUCCAGAGACCUGAAUAAAAAAAGAGAGCAAAGUCAGCAGCUCCACUCUCUCAGUGAGCCUCAGGCCAGGGUGCAGCAAACAGGCUUGCCACAGGCAGAGGUGCCACAAAAGAAAGGAAACGUACUCAGCAACGCUCAGCCCAGUUCUGAAACAGCUUUGGAUUUGAAGAGACAAGUUAAAAAGGAGGAAGCCAAUGAGAUUCAGGUCGUCCAAGAGGAAGACGCUCGGAGGCCGAACCUGAGGCUGCCACAGGAGCCAGGCCCAGUGCAGGCUGCCGAAGACAACAAGCUGGUAGAGGAAAGAGGUGUCGGGGAAGCCAGAGAACUUGGCCAAGCCCCGCAGAUGCCAGCUGCUCUGUUGGGGAGCCAGGAAAAGAUGGAGCCUGACGACCCUGAGCGGGACCAGCUUGUCAUCCGUGAUGUCCAAGAAGAGGAGCACGGUGCUGAUGGGCAAGGGAAAAACCAGCAAAAGCUGGGAGGAGAUGAUGACUACAACAUGGACGAAAAUGAGGCAGAAUCCGAAAGAGACAAGCAGGCAGCCCUUGUGGGGAAUGACAAAAGCCUGAACGCUUUUAAUGCUGAAGAUAAACAAAGAAACGCCAUAAAUUUACUCGAUGAGCACGAAAAGAGGAAUCGCACUCUCUGAAUCAGAGUGGAAUCACAUACGUCACAUCAGAAUUGAGGAGAUGGCCGUAAAAUAAUUCACGUAGAAUUGAACACGCCAAACCGAAAAGUACUCAGUAAAACAUACAUCUAAAGAUGAUUAUUGUGGAGUUUUAGUGUGUACCUUAUGUGGGAAAAAUGGGGUUGUCUUUUAGACACUCUUGGGGGGGUACUUUUGAAGUGCCUAUGUUAGAAUGUCAAAAUUUGUUAAGUUUUUGGUGAAUAGGCACUUCACAAAAAGAUCAACACCAAAAAACAGAACACAAGUUCUGCUUCGAGUAUGGCGACAGUGGUGCUUGUUUAUCCUGGAACAGAACUUUCUUUAAAAACAAAGGGCUGAGGGAAGAGUCUGUCUUCUGACGUUAUGGAGAGAGCCACCACGCUUAGAGGACACCCCUUCCUCAGCCCCCUCUGGAGUCUUCUCUCCUCCACAGGCGGUGCUGAGGGACUCGGCCCUUACUUCUGGUCUCACUGGUAAAGCCUGAAUGAGGACUGCUCUCUCCUCUCGUGCAUUCACUUCUGACCGUCAGUGGCCUAGAGCACUGACUAUUAACAAAAAACGUCAUCUAGCAACAGUUUUAACCAGUCUAAACCCCAAGCUAUUUUGUGUGAGAAUUUCUAAAAAGACUACUUGUAUGAUAGCCCUUGUCAUCCUUAAUGUACAAAAUGCUUUUAAGUGACUUGUGAUUUGAACAUCUGUGGUAGGUACCUGCUUUGCUUAGUGUAUGUGGGUAAAGCAAAAUCUUCGGUAAUAAAUACACCUUACCAAAAACAUGAGUAGACUGGACUUCCGACCCAGCAGGGCCUAGCGUGGAGGGUGCCGGCAGCCUGCAGCGGAGCCCAGUGGGGGAGGCACAGUCCUGUGAGGGCUGGUUUGUUGUAGAUAAAUCUGUGCCUACUUUAUUAUGAGAGUAGACGAAAAGAAAGUUAACUGCUAUUGAAGGAUAUUUACAGUGUUACAAGUUGGGAGUUUAGAAAGGCAAGAGAAAUGUAGUACGUUUUUGUCAGUUUUCACAUUUAGCUGUGGCAAAAUGACUAUCACAAAACUGAUUUAAAAAGUCAAAGGUUAACGUUAAUUUUGAAAAUGGACUUGAGUGACUUAUGAUAAUCCACAUUGGUAGCAGUGACAACAGGUUUGACUUCAGUUGGUUCCCUGCAAAUGGCAGGCAGUCACGUUCCUGUCUCGCUUUCAAUGAGGAUCUCUGAAGGGUGAGUGGUGGUGCCUAUUAGGAUACAUUUAGAUUCACAGAAUUUGAGCUGCAGGGGCCUCAGGGGUCAUUUGGUAUAAGGCCCUCUUUUUCAGGACAGGACAGUAAGGCCCAGAGAGGUUAUAUAACUUACAGGGGCCAGACAGUGGGGGAGCUUGGCGCCCGGACUCACAUCCAGGUGUGCUGAUAUACUACAUUCAUACCAAGAUUUCAAACUUGAACGUUGUUCACAUAGGAAUGUAGGAUAUCCUUUUUCCCCCAAUGAGAAAAGGCAGCUGAAGGGUGUAAAAGUAGCUUUAUAAGAUUUUUAUCUUUUUCCAACCUCCGUUUAUGUCUUAGGGUUGAUAUAAAUCCUCUCUUGCGUUCUCAAAUAAUGAAACUGCUAUUCAUCUCUUGUUUAAUUAAUGUGCAGAGUUGCUGA